CCCCCCCACACACACAAAAUUAUUGUUUGGGGGUGAAAAUAGAAGAAAUUGAAAAUGGUGGGGCGAAUUUGGGAAAUGGGGAAAGAAGCGAGGACUGUGAUAGCAAUGGUGAUGGUUCAGGUCGCGUACGCCGGGAUGAACAUAUUGUUCAGGUUGGCGACAGAUGAUGGGAUGGACCAAAGGAUUCUCGUCACUUACCGUCUCUUGUUCGCCACUUUUUUUACCCUUCCCAUUGCUCUCAUCUUCGAGAGGAAGAAGAGGCCAAAGUUUACGUGGAGGUUGCUCCUACUAGCGUUUGUCUCCGGGUUAAUUGGAGGGGCGUUACCAAACACGCUAUACGUGGCGAGUCUGGCCCUGACGUCAGCAACGUUCUCCUCAGCCGCCGGCAUCCUCAUGCCUCUCUUCACGUUCGUCCUCGCCGCCGCUUUCCGGAUGGAGAGCGUGCGGCUGAGAUCAAACGCGGGGAGGGCGAAAGUGGUGGGGACAUUGCUCGGUGUGAGUGGAACACUUGUGUUCAUCCUAUACAAAGGCUUCGAGAUUCACAUAUGGUCAACACACGUUGACCUCUUGCACGGAAGUUCUCCUCCUCGCCCUUCUUCUCAUCAUGGACCCCAUUCCCAUCUCUCCGUCUUGGGAGCACUUCUCGGCCUCGGCAGUAACCUCUCUUACUCGCUUUGGCUUUUAUUUCAGGCAAAAGUGAGCAAGCAGUUCGGAGGGCAUUAUUGGAACACAUCUCUUAUGUGUGUAAUGGCAACCUUGGUGUCCGUACUUUUCGCUGCGUGUACGGACAGGCAUUGGAACGAAUGGAGAUUAGGAUGGAACAUCAGGCUCCUAAGCGCCGCUUACUCCGGAAUUGUGGUUUCGGGAACGGUGGUUGCUGUUACUGCACGAUGUGUGGAGUUAAAAGGACCGUUGUUCGUGUCGAUAUUUAGUCCGGUAAGCCUCGUCAUCGUAGCCCUUGUCGGAUCAUUCGCUCUAGACGAAACUCUUCACUUGGGAAGUAUAAUCGGUACAGUGAUGAUCGUGGGAGGAGUGUACACGGUGCUAUGGGGUAAAAUGAAGGAAAUGAAGAGUAGUGUCAUCGUCGCUACCACCACCUCGUCCGAUCAACUUGAUGAAACGAACAACGUUAAUAAAGAUGACAACGUCAACAAUCUUUCAGCAAUAAAAAGCGAAGCCCCGUGAAUCCACCGCGAAAUUGUUCAUGCAUAAUACGCACGAGUCUUUUUUUAUAUAUGCCAUGGACCCUUUAGCCAAUUACAUAAACACACAUAUGCAUAUGCAUGACAUAUGCAUGUGUGUCGUGUGUAUAUCUCUUCCUAUAUAUGAAUUAUUACCUUUUAAA
Messenger RNA from Tarenaya hassleriana, 1345 nucleotides. RefSeq names its product WAT1-related protein At1g25270-like. Gene Ontology annotation, molecular function: transmembrane transporter activity. Gene Ontology annotation, cellular component: plasma membrane. Lineage: Eukaryota; Viridiplantae; Streptophyta; Magnoliopsida; Brassicales; Cleomaceae. The record is from RefSeq and is a predicted model, not a curated record. Bases 55 to 1185 code for a protein of 376 amino acids. The transcript has 7 exons.